CUUUCAACCUUUGAUCCCUGUAUUUUUGUGAGAGGUAUCUAUUUCAGAGUAUGCGAAUAUGCGAAUCCGGUAAAGAAGGGCCCACCACGUAUAACAACGCUGCAUAAGCAGGCUUCCCCCCCAAAAUUCCCAUCAAAUAUACCGAUUCAAGUUGAAGGGGUAAAUGUAAACGUCAAGGGCCCUUUUGGAAGAACUGCUCUAAUGAUGUUAUGCGACAACUUCGAGAAGCCUGAAAGUCAGCUCAUUGAGGAGGUGGACAAAAUAUGGGCGGCUGGUGGAGAUCUGAACGUACAAGACGACGAUGAGGAAACUGCGAUUUUCAUUGCGGUACGACAAGGUCGAUUAGGUUUGGUGAAGAAGCUGCUUGACAUGGGUGCUGAUCCGACGAUCAUGAAUGACAAUGACUCUACUUGUCUUCAUGAAGCUGCAGCAAACUGUAACCUAAGCCUGGUUGAAGAGCUCCUCAGACAUAACUCCGUAGUGAAGGAGAUUGAUGUGUGCGAUAACAACGACCGCACACCUUUGAUGCGAUGUGCAGCAAAUGAUACGGUGGAUCAUCAGGUGGCAGAACUGUUGAUUCGUCUGGGUGCUGACCCAUCCUAUCCCGGUGACAAGAGCGCUCUCUCCUACAAAGGACGCACAGCACUUCACUAUGCAGCACAAGUGAACAAUGUCCAGAUGAUCGAGUUUUUAAUUAGCAGAGACGCAAAUAAGGACGCUCAAGACCUAGAGGAUCGGACACCGCUCUUUCUAGCUGCCUCUCAUGGCCAUCUUGAAGCAGUGCAAGCACUCAUUAAGGCGGGAGCAUCCCUAGAAAUUUCUGAUCGAAAGGUAAUUCAAUUCGUUUGUGAAGAUGAGGUUGUCGUUUACCUUGGAAAAUUUCACGAAAUACCUUUAAAAAUGGCCGUGGUCUGCUGGAAACGUUCUGCUUUAACAAGGGUCCAGGGGUUUCAUUGUCGCUAA
Cooperia oncophora is the source of this 963-nucleotide messenger RNA. The record is from the annotation of a GenBank genome assembly. Lineage: Eukaryota; Metazoa; Nematoda; Chromadorea; Rhabditida; Trichostrongylidae.